AUUAAAAUGUGCAAUAAUUUAUUAUGAAGUAAGCAUUAUACUUAUAAGUUAUUAGGUAUAAUAAGUAUACUUAAAUUUAGUAAACACUGUAAGAAUAAAGUACCUAGGUCGUUUUAAGAAUUUUCGAACGGCCACGAACGCGGGCCGUCAGACAAAGACGCGCAUAAAGGUUUAAUCAGCUGGACUCUGGUUAAUGGAAACUUAAUCGCAGAUUUUCGCAGAAUCUGUCAACUGUCAAGAACCAAUCGCAUAUCAGAAGAUAUGCCUGCAAAAACCGCGGUGUGGUGUUUACGAUAUAAUCUUACAUGUUCAUUCCUGUGACUACGUCUUUUUUAUUUAAAGUUCGCAGUUAGCACUUGUUCGUAAUUGGUCCAGAACUCGAGACAAAGGUGGUUAUUUUUGCCCGUUCGUUACUUUUUUAAGUGUAUGUACUUUAACUGUCUUUAUCUCCAUUUCUUAUACUGAAAGUGAAAACAAAUUGUUUGUGGCCUACGUAAAACAUUUCUUGAAAUAGGACCUAUAGAAAAAUGACGUUUUCUGUCGUUGUAUUUAAAAAUGAAAAUGUUGUUGAGGCUGUUCCUAGUAAUUGGCUAUCAAAAGAUGGCAUUAAGUGUGCGUGGCCAAAAUCAAAUUUCAACCCACAAAAACGGAUUGAAAAAAUGAUGCAUCCAAAUACAUAUGAAUACAACUGGUAUAGUGUCCGGGUUUUGAAAACAGAUAUUAUAAGUUUAAAAGAAGCUAAAAUGAAAGCUACUAAAGCAACUUAUACAGAUGACUUGUCAUCAUCAAACGAAAGAAAAGAAACCAGGAAGGACAGAUUCAGAAAACAAUUUGAUGAUGAAAAUUGUUUAAAGAAUUCUAUUCAAAGGACUAAAAAAGACAAAAUAUUAGAGGCCGUCCCGCAGAAAGCACUAAGUCCUCCCAAGCUUAUAGAGGGAUCUGAUGUUACAGAUAUUGAUGAUUCGGAUGCGGACAUGACAUAUACUCCUCAACAACUUAACGGCAAAAGAAAAUCGCCAGUCAAAUUAUUUGAUGAACGGAUGAGAAAAGAGAAUAGUAGAAUAAAUUACACACCAAAUUUGUUAUGUGGAUCAAUCAAAUCACCUCAAAAAUUAUCUCUUAGUGAAAAUAAUGUGACAAUAAUGAACUCACCCACUGGCAUAUGGAAUAUAACUGAUGAUGAUGAUGGUAAUGACAACAUGACAAUACAUAAUAACAAAUUGUAUUUCAACAACAAACUCGAGAAAAUUCAAAAAGAACUUAAGGGUAAAAUUGUAAAAUAUUAUAUAUACUUAGGUACCUAAGGUAUUAAAUAUUGAUGUUGAUAGUUUGAAUAGAACUAUAUAUAAGUACCUAGGUACUUUAUCGACAUAAACGGAACGCCUGACGCUGUCUCAACAAUAAUAAAUAUUAAAUAAUAAUAAGGAUUAUGAGUCCACAUGGGUUUGAUGUUAUCAAUCAAAUAUUGGCGGUUUUAUUAUCACAGGUUUAAGGUUAAAUAAUUUGCAGAAUAAUAUCUCAACCGAUUUUUAUGACUUGAU
Molecule: messenger RNA, 1541 nt
Organism: Acyrthosiphon pisum (pea aphid)
Lineage: Eukaryota; Metazoa; Arthropoda; Insecta; Hemiptera; Aphididae
Exons: 6
Coding region: 528-1304 (258 amino acids)
Source: RefSeq, a predicted model, not a curated record